Molecule: messenger RNA, 2052 nt
Organism: Patiria miniata (bat star)
Lineage: Eukaryota; Metazoa; Echinodermata; Asteroidea; Valvatida; Asterinidae
Product: probable voltage-dependent N-type calcium channel subunit alpha-1B
Exons: 6
Coding region: 84-1523 (479 amino acids)
Source: RefSeq, a predicted model, not a curated record
UCUUAGAGUUGACCGACGCGGAUCAUCCAGAUCACUACCACGUGGAGUCUUGCCUGACGCACCUUGGUAGCUUCCUGGCCACCAUGAACCCGGCCAUAGAGCAGGCCGUGGAGGCUGCACGAACACACAAACUCUUCCUCUCUGAAAGGAGAAGUCUGGCAUCCACUUACUCCCCGCAUAUCAUAAUAAGCAGUCAAUCCUCAUCACUCAACAAAGACAGUGGGGUCCAGUCUAUGGAGGACGAGUCGCCCUAUAACAGAUACAGUCAUCAUCCGCCAAGUCAAGAAAAUGUACCAGGAGUGAUGCACGACGGCAUGAAUGGCUUUCACAGUACAUGGACUGCUAGCCCGACACGUCAGCGGAAAUCCCCUAGUCACGGUCACACACUUCCUAAUGGUUACAGGAGAAAUCGGCGGGCGUCCUUACCCGGUAUCAGCCUUUUUGAAAGCGAGAGAGUUGGGAAUCCAGAGGUUGUGGCUCGGUCUAGUCCCAGAACUUCUAAGCAGCACCGAGGACGUAUGGGAAGACGCGGCAGCUACGACCAGAGAAUGUUGAACGAAACCUACCCAGUGUCGACUCAUCACGCAUCCAUGUCCGGUGACAUCCCAGGAAUGACUUACAUCCCGGAGCAAAACAGCGACGAAGCGGAGUCCGCGUACAGACCCCACGAUCCAAACCGGCAUAGGAGCUCCAGAUCGCAGAAUAACCUCACGGAAAUUCCCAGAUACGGGAUUUACCGUGAGCAUGACGCUAACGGAGAGAUGGGUUACGAACCGUCUUCGCCUUCCAGCGCGCUUCCUAGAGCUAGACAAACGGGGGCAAACCAACCACAACGAAGUCCUAGACACCGGAGACAAGUUGGCAGUCCUCAGUCCAGUUCUUCUUCGUCUAGGACCUCCACUCCUAGGGAUGAUUAUUACCAAGAAGACGCAGGAACUAACAUCAUUUUUGAGGAGAGCGAUCUUCACCAUCACCACCACCACCAUCGACGGCAGCAGCAGAAAUAUCGACAGCGGAGUGCAUCCGGCUCAAGCAAACUUCUAAAAGUCCAGGAUUUGGGCUCUGAAGAGAGGGCAGGGAGUACAGUGCAGCUGCAGCGCACUGGAAACUCAGAGCACCGCAGGCGGGCGCAUUCUAUCCCACACCUGAAUCGGGUCGGGACGCCCGAGUCGACAAAACCAGGAAUCCUCAAAGAUGUUUGGAAUGAAAGCAAGCCAGUGAACGGAUCAGCAGAGAUUUCAACACCAAGAACGAACGUGAAAGCUAAUCUGAACAGAAGUCCCAGAGACAAUCCGACUUCAACCGGUAAAUCUGCCAAAAAGUCAAACUUCCUGACGGGAUCCUUGAGGAACAUUUUCUUUGGAAAAAGCACUGGUUAUGGUCGCAAGCGAGGCAGCCACGUGGUUGAACUAGAUGACACCCCAAGCCACUCCACAAACAGCAGUACAACAGAAUCGACAACAACACAGAUGAAAUCAGACACCUACCAAGAUGAGGAUGGACAACCAUGCAGUAAUGUAUAGAGCAGUCACCACACAGACACGUGGGCACCACACCUGAUGAGUGGUAGUUAUUGUGGGGACCGAAGAUGCUGUGGGGACUAUUGGAAGUCCCCACAACUUGGUCCUAGUUUCCUCGACAAUAAAAAUGUGUAGUUGUUGGACCACAGUUGAGGCGAACACACACCUGAGGACAGUAGGGGACAGUAGACAGCCCCCACAUACGUUGUCCUUGUUUCCCUGGAAGUUUUUGCUUUUCGCUUCCUGCUGUGAGGUCUUUGACUGUAUAAGGUCUAUGCAAAUCAGGAUCCUUAUUUUGCAACCAUUGCAUUGGGUGUCCAAGGAAAAUUAUUACUUCCAAACACUAUAAAUUAUUUGGUUUUGACUCGACUACGCACAAUUGAAAUGUAGUAUUUCUAAUUGUCAGUAUUAAUGCAAAGUUUGUAUUACCUACGCAAGUUGUAGCAGCCACAUUUUCUACAAUUUCAGUUACAGUGUCAGGAUUAUGCCCUUUUUUUACCAAACAGAAAGAAAUGUAGUUUUAUACCCCCCC